AGGCGCGUGCCCGUUCCAGGGCGGCGCCGCUCCUUCCGCCUUCCCGGCAGGCCCCGCGCGGUGCCUGCGCACUCAGUGACCUUUCUGAGUCGUUGGUUCUGGGUUAGGGCCCCCCGAGCUGCUGGUCCUGCGCCGAGAUGCUUCAAAGCCUUACUAAGAAUGUUUGGAUCCCCAUGAAGCCCUACUACACCCAGGUUUACCAGGAGAUCUGGGUCGGGAUGGGGCUGAUGAGCUUCAUCGUUUAUAAAAUCAGGAGUGCUGAUAAAAGAAGUAAAGCCUUGAAAGCUUCCAGUCCUGCGCCUGCUCGUGGUCACCAUUAACCAGCUUUACGUGGACAGAACGUCAGUCUGGCCGUGUUGAUUGGGAACGUGGGACGUCGUGUUGACUUACAGACGUGCCACUGCCCUGAUGCAUGAAUAAACGUACCUGUGAGA
Camelus dromedarius (Arabian camel) is the source of this 434-nucleotide messenger RNA. It is a transcript of the gene ATP5MJ, whose product is annotated as ATP synthase membrane subunit j. The coding region runs from base 138 to 320 and encodes 60 amino acids. The transcript is spliced from 4 exons. The record is from RefSeq and is a predicted model, not a curated record. NCBI's taxonomy places the organism in Eukaryota, Metazoa, Chordata, Mammalia, Artiodactyla, Camelidae. Gene Ontology annotation, cellular component: mitochondrion.